UCUCUACACUCACAUGUGCACCGAUUUAUUUGGCAAAAAUUACACAACGGCAGUACUUCAAAAAAGCAUCGAUAGAGUCAAUUAUCAAUUCGGUGGCGCGGACUUCUACAACGUUACAAACGUUGUGAUUCCAAACGGCUCACUUGAUCCUUGGCAUGUACUCGGAAUACGCACAUCUAAUCACCCUUCAGUGGUUCCUUAUUUAAUAAAAGGUACGGCCCACUGCGCAGAAAUGUACCCACCAAGAGAUGAAGAUUCACCUGAACUAAUCAGAGCUCGAAAAGUUAUAGAAGAAAAUAUUGAUAAAUGGUUAGCUCCGUCACCAACAAGGACAACGAUUGAAAUGUCAACAACAAAGUCAACAAAAGAAACAACAACGAAGGUUCCCGGACAACACUCUACUUCACUUCUAGGAUUCACCUUCACUAUCAACCUUUUGGUGGCACUAGCUUUGGUUUUUUGCUAAUA
Molecule: messenger RNA, 468 nt
Organism: Strongylus vulgaris
Lineage: Eukaryota; Metazoa; Nematoda; Chromadorea; Rhabditida; Strongylidae
Source: the annotation of a GenBank genome assembly